Molecule: messenger RNA, 1523 nt
Organism: Haliotis rubra (blacklip abalone)
Lineage: Eukaryota; Metazoa; Mollusca; Gastropoda; Lepetellida; Haliotidae
Product: putative nuclease HARBI1
Exons: 4
Coding region: 1-909 (302 amino acids)
Source: RefSeq, a predicted model, not a curated record
AUGGCGACACUACUGAGAAUCCAAGAGAUUUUGAACAGGAGAAAUAUUAAGCGAGAGCGAAUAUUCAGAGAUAGGACCCAAAUAUUGGACACGUUGACCGACACAGAACUGAUUGCCAGGUAUCGUUUCCCUCGACAUAACAUCCUUCAGCUGGUUGAUCGGGUCAGCUCGGCAAUCGCUCGACCGACCAAGCGUUCGUGUGCCCUACCCGCCCAUGUUCAGGUGUUAGCAACACUUAGAUAUUAUUCUAAAGGUGGAUUUCUCAGCGAACUAGGAGACAUACAUGGUAUUGCCAAGUCAAAUGUUAGUCGCGUGUUGGAAGACACUACGGAAGUAAUUGUCAACUCGCACGAUCUGAUCCGGUUUCCAUCGCCCGGCAAACAUGCAAAACUUGCGGAGGAUUUCUUCAACAUCUGUGGUUUUCCGAAAGUUGUUGGCUGCAUAGAUUGCACUCUAAUACCGAUUCAACAGCCACCAUUGGAUGAGGCAGUAUAUGUGUGCAGGAAAGGAUUCCAUGCCAUCAAUGUGCAAGCUGUGUGCGACGCUCAACUGCGAUUCACGAACAUCAUCGUCCAAUGGCCUGGAUCAACACAUGAUUCCCAUAUAUUUAAUAACUGCAAUUUGAAAUGCUGUCUCCAGGAAGGGAAAUAUGGCAUCUGGCUUCUUGGUGAUUCAGGGUAUGCAUGCAGACCCUACCUCCUGACUCCAGUCAGCAAUCCAGAAAAUGAAAAAGAGGAGAAAUAUAACCGCUGUCACACUGCUACAAGAAACUCAGUGGAGAGGGCAUUUGGAUUGUGCAAAUCUAGAUUCAGGUGUCUUCACAAAUCAACUGGAUGCCUGCUAUUUAGUCCCGAGAAGAGCAUCAAAAUUAUUACUGCCUGCAUGCAACUUCACAAUAUGGCAAUAUAACUGAGGUUGCCUGAGCCAGAUGUUCUGUGUGAGACUAGUGGACCAGACAUGGACAACACUCAUUCUGAUAACUACAACACCGAUGGAUAUAAAGUCAGGAGAAAUAUUAUCAACACAAGGUUUUAACACACAUAACCAGUAAGUGAUCCUUCUCUGCACAAUAGUUUUGGGAAUUGGUUAAAAUAUCAUAAUUGAUGUUUGAUCCAUUACAACCAAUCAAUCAUAGAAAAUAAUUGGUUAGCAUCAUUUCUCAAAUGUUCCUGUUAUAUUUGUUAAUGUACACAAAAAAAUAAGAAAAAACAUGUAGUUCUCUGGGGGUUUUAUGCAAACUGCGCAAGAUAUUUAAAGGAUGACUAGUAUGUUAGGAACAAUAAUUUCAUGGAGUCAAAACCAGCGUUGUGAAAGAUAUUGUUGAUGCAUACAAGUGUGCAAAAAUCGUUUGUGUUCGAUUAUGAUGAGAAAACAUGUCUAGUCACUGCGACCAAUCCUCGAUUAUUUCAAUUAAUGGGACCACCAUUACUCCACAAGCCAUGUAAUAUCCACAUGUCCUACCUGAAGUGGCAAGGUAGCAUGUUUUUCAAAAUCCUGAACCACUUUAUAGAAACGCUUGUGAA